AUGUCCAGCCGCCAACAAGUGCAGACGGCGUGUCAAAACUGCCGCCAACGACGAGCAAAGUGCAACGGCGAGCAGCCAUGCAACCGAUGCGAGCAGCGCGGUCAGACGUGCGAAUACAGAGGCCGCCAAUGGGUGUCCAAGAGUGAUUUACGUGCUGAGAUUGGGCGGCUCCGGCACGGCUUGGGAAAGCUGUCCGCGCCGCCGCCGCCGCCGCCGCCAGAUCCGGAGCCCGGGACGACACGAGACUCUGCCGGCGUCGAUGACCCGAUGCAGAGCUGGAUCGAUGGCGUCAAGUCCCCCGAUGACACGCCGAGCGCCGGGCCCUUCCCCCCGCGGAAGAGUCCCCGGCAGCCGUUUCGCUCCAGCGACUCGUCCUCGUGCUUUGACCAGCUGCUGUCCUGGCGGUCCUGCCAUCCGACGUUUCUGCAACGCAACCCGGCCUCUCCCACCCUGCGUGGAAGGCUCACCCUGCCGUCCGCGCCACUCGACGCCUACGGCACCUCGACGGAUCUGGACAUGUGGACACAGAUUGGGUGGACGCGCGCGCACAUUCGACACCUUUUUGAUGUCCUCAUCACCUGGGACAAUGUCUCCUUUUGCAUCCUGCGGAAGAAGGAGUUUCUGCAGGACUAUGAGACUGGCUCGUCGCGGUUUUGCUCGCGGGCUCUGGUUCAUGCGGCGCUGGCCGUCGCUACGCGGCUGCUCAACGAAACAAAGGAAGACGCGCAUGUACUGCCAUCUGGCUGGCUUGGUAGCAAGUAUUUUCUGCGCAAAGCCGAUACUCUGCUUCGUGAGCAAGGAUCGUCCGAUAGCCUCCCCGAUAUUCAAUCUCUGGAUGCGGAUUAUCUCAAAGUACGAGCAACAACAUAUUGCGGAGCAAUAUCCUUACUGAGAAUGCUCAACUUGACCACUGGCGCGCUAUUCAACGAGGCUGAGCAGUCGCUGGAAGACUCUUUCAUUUUGGACCAGCUCCCCGACACUGGCGCUGGGGCAGACGCAGCAAGCCCUGUUGCGGCCAAUGAUGUCGCGCUGAGCUUACAGAUUGCCAAUCCACAGGUUCUCGUUGUCAAGAUGUUUCAACUCACCGAAUGGGUUUACAAGGUCGUUGUGGCGCACCAGCGAGCUUCGCAUUCGAACGAAUCGAUACAAGAGGACAUCUUGGAAACCUACACCAAGUGUCUUGGCUGGUACCGUGAUGUAUUUGAGCUCAUUGGUAACGGUGGAAGCAGAAGUCCAUUCAUCUUAUUUGUUCACAUGUACUACCACUUCUGUCUCCUUUGCGCCUUUCGACCCUUUGUUGGCUACAACUUUACAGACACCGACAUUCAGCCACACGAUAUGUGCAUUCAGGCAGUCCAGUCCAUCCUUGCGCUCGCGCAAUCCUAUGACGAUCUGUUCACACUCCGGCGUGUGUCGGCCCUGAUACCGUACUUUGUAUGUGCCUCCGGCCUCUUCAGCCUCGCUAUCGAAGACAGCAGAUCAGAUACGGACUUUUCCCAUAUUCCACCUCGAGAUGCAGGUGAUUCGCAGGCAUCAUGCCCCACCGCGCCUGGCUCUUCUCCACUGCCGACAUCGCGAAUCAGAGUCUCAAGUGUUGUCCAAGCUCGCAUCCUCUUAUCCAAGAUGGGUGAAAGCCACCCGGCGGCGACCAUGGCCACUGAGAAACUGAAGGAGAGCCUGACUAGUUGGCACCAGUCUAGAGGUAGCUCUAAUACUUGA
Messenger RNA from Cordyceps militaris CM01, 1719 nucleotides. Its product is annotated as Fungal transcriptional regulatory protein. The record is from RefSeq and is a predicted model, not a curated record. The coding region runs from base 1 to 1719 and encodes 572 amino acids. The transcript is spliced from 7 exons. Lineage: Eukaryota; Fungi; Ascomycota; Sordariomycetes; Hypocreales; Cordycipitaceae. Gene Ontology annotation, biological process: regulation of DNA-templated transcription. Gene Ontology annotation, molecular function: zinc ion binding; DNA-binding transcription factor activity, RNA polymerase II-specific.